Messenger RNA from Coniophora puteana RWD-64-598 SS2, 1510 nucleotides. RefSeq lists its product as uncharacterized. Bases 123 to 1382 code for a protein of 419 amino acids. The record is from RefSeq and is a predicted model, not a curated record. NCBI's taxonomy places the organism in Eukaryota, Fungi, Basidiomycota, Agaricomycetes, Boletales, Coniophoraceae. The transcript has 10 exons.
CGACCACCAACAUCCUUACUGCAUACACUCGCGGGAUUCCUGGCCCUAGAGCAGACAACCCAGCUUGUCACCUUGCAAAGCCUUAAUCUCUCUAUCUGGUCACCUACAGUCCUGUACCUGAGAUGUCCUCAAGGGAACCAAUGUGGUAUUGUCAUGAGUGUCAUGCGGAAAUGAGACCUAUCAUGGCCCCAGGUCCUAUCUGCGCCUCAUGUCGGGGCUCCUUCGUAGAAAAAAUGGAGAACCCCGAAGACGAUCCUCGUACAUUCCAGCAGGCCGGCGGCUUCGAAGACGUCGCCGGCAACGUGGACGUUGAGGCUUUUUUAGGUGGACUGCAAGGUGUUCUGGCCCCCCAGCCAGGGAAUAGAACUGCUCGCUCACCACGACCAGAAUCGCCCCGUUCCCCAAGGUUCCCCGAAGGAAAUUCCAGCUCAAGCGGGUUUAGAUUCGAGUUUCGCACUGGUGGUGGUAGCGGAAACGGGGGCAGGUCAUUUGUCAUAGGCGGCCCUAAUACGCACGGCGGACGGACAAAUGAGUGGACCAACGAUCGCGAAGACCCAACCAUGUCCGAAUUUCUCCGACAGGGUAGCCUAGAUGCAGGUCACGACCGGCCUAACAUCACAGGACCCAUGAUGGCACAGUACCUAAUGGCGCUUUUGGGAGGCCCCACUGGGCGAGCAGGCGGCACGGAGAAUCCACUUUUCGAUCUCCUCAAUGGAGGAGAUGGCGGGGAUGCACGCGGCGGAAGAUGGGGAGAUUACGUUUUCAACCAGGAAGCUCUUGAUCAAGUAAUUUCCCAACUCAUGGAAAACUCCAACGCGGGUCGGCCUGUUCCUGCCACUGAUGAAGUCGUCGAGAACCUUCCCCGAGAAGUUCUUGAAGAAGGGUCCCCGUUUCUAGAGAAAGAUUGUGCUGUAUGCAAGGAACAGUUCAAACUCGAAACCGAGGACCCUGAUGAGCAGGUCGUCGUUACGCUGCCUUGCAAGCAUCCUUUCCACGAGCCUUGCAUUCUACCAUGGCUUAAGUCAAGCGGAACAUGUCCUGUUUGUCGCUACGCUCUCGUUCCCCAACCCCAGGCGCAUGGACCUGGACCUACUCCUGGGUCAGGGCGCCCUGGAGGAGGCCAAAGUCCUACGGGAGACUCACCUUCUGGAUCCAACAAUCGCAGUUCAGGAUCGCCAGGCGCUGGAGGUAGCGGAGGUGGUAUCUUCCAAUCUUUGUUCGGUGGUACAGCGAGUGGUGCAGCGAGUGGUCGCGAUAACCUUAACCGGAAUACGUUUACUUCACGAUCGCAGCCCCCAGAACCUAGGUCGAGCCAAGGAGGUGCGGAUGCCACUCACAACACACCACUUUUCCCAGGUGGCUGGAAUGACCAGGUUGAUUGAAGGAUCCUAUAGAACCUAUUUUUUCACGACGAAAGGAAUUAUUGUCUAGUAUAUGUCAGGCGCAAGCAUAGAUCUGUAUUUUCCCAUUUCGCCUCUUGGUAUCCCCCAAACGCCAUUGUAUCAUCACG